Molecule: messenger RNA, 1846 nt
Organism: Spodoptera exigua (beet armyworm)
Lineage: Eukaryota; Metazoa; Arthropoda; Insecta; Lepidoptera; Noctuidae
Source: the annotation of a GenBank genome assembly
UGGCAGUUUGGCACCGUUCCAACCACACGAUUCUUAAGUUUAUUUUGAGUUUUAUGUUUAGUUGACGGCGUUAACCUAAUCGAUUCAAGAAAUUGAAUUUGCACCAAUUUGUCUGAGUUCUAACCAAAAUAUAAGUUAGUAAUACUAAAGUUUUACAGUCUGAAGUGAGCAGUGUCCGUUAAUGUUCCUAGUUCAGCGAAAUACGAAUUCGUUCGAUAGAAUAAAAUGUACAACAUACAAUGUUAUAUAGUCUUGCUUGUAUCAUUUGGUUAUGUAAGUGGACAACCAGGUCGAUGCGACCAGACCCCUCCCCAAGCCAAGGUGCUAGAGCCUUCCAAAGAUACAGGUAUAUUUAGACUAGACAUUCAGAACACACCUGGAAGGGCAGAAAAAACUUACUACUCACCUGACCAAACAUACGUUUUGACAAUACGAGCAACGGUCCCUGACAAAACAUUCAAAUGGUUUAUGAUAACUGCUGAGGAUCCAGAAGUGGACAAUAACAUCUUCGAGUUUAGUCAUAAAAACAUUGACGUCGGCACAUUGAAGACUUUAGAUAUUAACAAGUCUCGUUACAGUGAAAGAUGCUCAAGUUCCGUGGAAAACGCUGAUAAUUCAUUCAAAUAUGACGUUGAGAUCCACUGGGUGUCUCCGAAGCAAAGUUCUAAAAAUCAAACAGUAAGAAUCCGAGCGAUGGUUGCUGAGAACGAUGAAGUUUGGUACACGGGAGACAAUCUUACUGUUGUGCUGUAUAAGAACACAGAUAAAGCCCUGGACAGUCCACCUUUUCCGCCAUCGAAACAUUGUAACCUCUGCAGCGAAGCUAGAUAUGAGGUGAUAUUUUACGGGAAAUGGUCACGCGUGGCUCAUCCACGCCACUACCCGAGCAAGCCGGACGACAAUGGAUACAGCCAUAUGGUCGGAUGUUCGCAUGUCUACAACUACUCCCUUUGGCAGCAAGGAAUCAAUGCAAGCGAUGGAUUGAAAAUAUUAGCAGAAACUGCUGACAGUUCUGUACUUGAAAGAGAAAUCAUCUCACAGAUGGGUGAAAGAUCAGGCACCAGGACACUGAUUAGAGGAAAGAGACGCCAUCAUCCUUACAUGUCGGAACCCUCCCAUGCCCUCUUCAGAGUCGAUAGGUUCCACCAUCUGUUCUCCAUAGCUGUGGGCAUGAGACCCUCACCAGACUGGUUCCUUGGUACCUCCAAGUUUGAGUUAUGCACUGACGAGGGCUGGCUGGAAGAAGAAGAGAUUCCUCUGUAUCCAUGGGAUGCUGGCACUAUGGAUGGGAUUUCUUAUGAGUCACAACCAACAGUCUCCACGCCCAGAGACAACGUGGAAAGGGUAGAAGUGGGCUCCUUUAAUGUGGACUCUCCCUUUUAUCAGAUAAACUUGAAUGAUCUACCACCAUUCGCUAAGCUGAAGGUCAGAAGACUAGAUGUUUUCCCGCUGAUUGGCGCUGAAUGUAGCGAGGAAGCUGCAGAACGAGAAGAAGAAAAGCAGGCCGCUGAGAAAGAGGAAGAAGCCGAAGAAGAGGAACAAGAAGAACCAGUGGUAGGGGAAGUGAGGCAGAACAUUGCUGGUGAAGACAGAUGUUCCAGAAGCGAAUGGGGUCCCUGGUCUUCUUGUAACCCCAACAAUGGCAACUGUGGCGCUGGCUUCAGAUCAAGAACUCGACGUCCAUUGGAGAAGAACAUUUACAAUGAGAAUUAUGAUUAUCAAGAUAAUGUGCAAGUGCAGCCGCUGAGCAGAAACUGUGAAGAUCAAGAUACUAAGUCUGUUGAAUACCAGGAUUGUUUUAUCGACUGUUAUUAGAACGGACGCAUAAUAAAAUUGCUAGUUACAU